GGCAUGGAUGAAAAUAACCAGACGUUUGUUUCCGAAUUCCUUCUUUUGGGUCUUGCUGGAUACCCAAAGACUGAGAUCAUUUACUUUGCUCUUGUUCUGGCUAUGUACCUAGUGAUUUUAACUGGAAAUGGUGUUCUGAUUAUAGCAAGCAUCUUUGAUUCCCGUCUCCACACACCCAUGUACUUCUUCCUGGGCAAUCUUUCUUUCCUGGAUAUCUGCUACACAACUUCCUCUGUUCCCUCAACGCUGGUGAGCCUAAUCUCAAAGAAAAGAAACAUUACUUUCUCUGGUUGUGCAGUGCAGAUGUUCUUCGGAUUUGCAAUGGGAUCGACAGAAUGUUUGCUUCUUGGCAUGAUGGCUUUUGAUCGAUAUGUGGCCAUCUGCAACCCUUUGAGAUACUCCAUCAUCAUGAGCAAAGGAGUGUAUGUAUCAAUGGCAUCUGUGUCAUGGUUCUCUGGUGGAAUCAAUUCACUCGUGCAGACAUCUCUUGCCAUGCGGUUGCCUUUCUGUGGGAAUAAUGUUAUUAACCAUUUUACAUGUGAGGUCUUAGCUGUCCUCAAGCUAGCUUGUGCUGAUAUAUCUCUCAAUAUCAUUACCAUGGUGAUAUCAAAUAUGGCCUUCCUGGUUCUUCCACUACUGGUCAUCUUUUUCUCCUACAUGUUCAUCCUCCACACCAUCGUGAGAAUGAACUCAGCUACAGGGAGACGCAAGGCCUUUUCCACCUGCUCAGCCCACCUGACUGUGGUGGUCAUAUUUUACGGUACCAUCUUCUCUAUGUAUGCAAAACCCAAAUCCCAAGAUCUGACUGGGGAAGACAAGUUCCAAACUUCAGAUAAGAUCAUUUCUUUAUUUUAUGGAGUAGUUACCCCCAUGCUGAAUCCAAUUAUCUACAGUUUGAGGAAUAAGGAUGUUAAAGCUGCUGUAAAGUACAUACUGAAACAAAAGUACAUUCAGUAA
This is a messenger RNA of Peromyscus eremicus (cactus mouse), 957 nucleotides long. Its product is annotated as olfactory receptor 13C3. Gene Ontology annotation, biological process: G protein-coupled receptor signaling pathway. The transcript has a single exon. Lineage: Eukaryota; Metazoa; Chordata; Mammalia; Rodentia; Cricetidae. The record is from RefSeq and is a predicted model, not a curated record. Gene Ontology annotation, cellular component: membrane. Gene Ontology annotation, molecular function: olfactory receptor activity; G protein-coupled receptor activity. The coding region runs from base 4 to 957 and encodes 317 amino acids.